Molecule: messenger RNA, 2227 nt
Organism: Mirounga angustirostris (Northern elephant seal)
Lineage: Eukaryota; Metazoa; Chordata; Mammalia; Carnivora; Phocidae
Gene: FOXI1
Product: forkhead box I1
Exons: 2
Coding region: 1-1128 (375 amino acids)
Biological process (GO): regulation of transcription by RNA polymerase II; anatomical structure morphogenesis; cell differentiation
Molecular function (GO): RNA polymerase II cis-regulatory region sequence-specific DNA binding; DNA-binding transcription factor activity, RNA polymerase II-specific
Source: RefSeq, a predicted model, not a curated record
AUGAGCUCCUUUGACCUCCCGGCACCCUCCCCACCUCGCGGCAGCCCCCAGUUCCCCAGCAUCGGCCAGGAGCCCCCCGAGAUGAGCCUUUACUAUGAGAACUUCUUCCACCCACAGGGCGUGCCCAGCCCCCAGCGGCCCCCUUCCUUUGAGGGGGGCGGCGAGUACGGGGCCGCCCCCAACCCCUACCUCUGGCUCAACGGGCCGGCCAUGACUCCGCCACCGUACCUGCCCAGCGCCAACACCAGCCCCUUUCUGCCCCAGGCCUACGGUGUGCAGAGGCAGCUGCUGCCCGGCAUGUCUGGGCUGGGGGGCGGCGAGCUGGGCUGGCUGCCCAUCCCCUCUCAGGAGGAGCUGAUGAAGCUGGUGCGGCCCCCCUAUUCCUACUCGGCUCUCAUUGCCAUGGCCAUCCACGGGGCGCCCGACAAGCGCCUCACCCUCAGCCAGAUCUACCAGUAUGUGGCCGACAACUUCCCCUUCUACAACAAGAGCAAGGCCGGCUGGCAGAACUCCAUCCGCCACAACCUGUCUCUCAACGACUGUUUCAAGAAGGUGCCCCGCGACGAGGACGACCCGGGCAAAGGGAAUUACUGGACCCUGGACCCCAACUGUGAGAAGAUGUUCGAUAACGGAAAUUUCCGCAGGAAGAGGAAGAGAAAAUCGGAUGUCUCCUCCAGCCUGGCCUCUGAGAAGACAGAGAACAGCCUCCUGGAGGGCAGCCCCAAGACCGGGGAGGCCCAGGACAUCUUGGACAGUGCUUCACCGGGGACCACCGGCUCUGCAGAGAAGCAGUCCUCCCCUCCCCCACUGGGUACCCCCUGCCUCAACAGCUUCCUCUCCACCAUGACAGCCUAUGUGAGCGGGUCUAGCCCAGUGAGCCGUCCCGUGGCCACACCAGGACUGAGCCCUGAGCCCACUGACAAGAUGGGGCAGAACGUGCUGAACUUCAGCUCCUACACCCCACUCACCAACCUCAGCGGCCACGGGGGUGGGGGCGAGUGGGCCAACCCCAUGCCCACCAACGCUCUCGGCUAUGGAGGCUCUGUCCUCAACCAGUUCAGCCCUCAUUUCUACAACAGCAUCAACACAAACAGCAUCCUCUACCCCAGGGAGGGCACCGAGGUCUAGAACAGAACGGCUCCCGAACCAGCUGGACAUGCAUAGGAGAAAAGCAGUCGAGGCCUCCCAUGCCAGCAUCGCUGCGGUCCAAGACCUCUGAGCUGCCCAGACAUACCCAGGAAGCUCAGGGGAAUUCAGCCUUUUUCUAGAGCAUGGUGGAAACCUUCUGCUUAUCUCACAUACAUCCACACACACACUCACCAAGUCUGCAGCGGAAAUACUGGCGCCUGGUAACAGUAAUCAUGGUGGCCAUUUGUCGAAUACUCACUACGCACCAGGUGCCGUCCUAGGCUCCUCAAAGGCAUAAUCACACUUACAUUUACAGUCACCCUGUGAGAUUCCAGUGAACCGCUUCACUUAACAGAUGAGGAAACUGAAGCUCCAGGAAGUUAGGUAACUUUCCCAGGACCUCACAAACUAGUAAGGGGCAGGGCCAAGAGUGGGGUCCAGGUCUAUAUGACCCCCGAAGUCUGGGCCAGCAGAGGCAGGGAUGGGGCAGUUGGUCAAGCAGCUAAGGAAGGUCAGUGUGAAAGCUGCUGUGGCAGGCACAUCCUCUACCUUCUGGCUGUCCUUCAAAAUUUAGCCCUAGCCCCGGGCACAUCUCAUCCUGGUCUAAGUCCUUAUUCUGUGGCUCCCACCUUACCUGUAGACACUGCUGUUGCUGCCACUCGAGGAGGGAAGCCCGGGCCCGUGAAGGACAGUGGUCCCACCUCUCCCCCCAGAGGGACAUUGCUUCCCCAGCCCCAGAGAGCGUGAGCAGGGCAGGGAGAGGAGUGAUGCACCGCAUCCCCCGCUCCAGCCCUGUCCACCUGCAAGCCCAGCUUCCUGUGCGCACGUCAAGGACCAGUGAGCUGAAAGUGGCUGAGUCUUCCAAGAGAAACAAGGCUGAAUGAGCGCUUCCUUUUUUAGAGCCUGGGAGAGCUGAAUGUCGGAGAAAACAAUGCCUCAAGGAAGGGGGCUGUGGCCCACUGCACAGGGCCCCACGCCUGCAGCUCCUGAGACUCUUCUCGUUUUUAUAUGUACUUUACAUGCCUGUGAUGUGUCAUCACAACACACCCUGGGAAGUGUUUUUGUUUUCUUAUUUUCUUUUGAAUUAAAAAAUUUUUUA